CUGUGCAUGAAAUCCGAAGAAGAAACAACCUUUAGCUGCUGAAGCUAGCUGGCUAGCGACCAAGAUGGAGUACCUCCGAGACUGCUUUAUUUUUAUCAGGGGUGUUCUCGUUUUCUAAGAGGAGAACAUGAUACGCGGAUCCGGUAAAAUAUACGGGUGUUGGGACAUCGGGUUGAAAAGAGUUCGUUUGUGGAGUUCGACGAGCGCAGAGGGGGCGAUCGGAGUUAGCUAGUUAACAAGCUCUAACGUUAGCUAACUGUCGGCUUGCUCCAGGAGUCUCUUACAUAAAACCAGCAGUCGAUCAUUAGAGCAAAGACGAAGGGCUCUGGGCGUCUGUAGCUGAUCUAUAUGUAAUAUAUCCUCGUCUUCCAUGUAGUGUUAACUAUUUUAAACCCUAAACUUCUCCUUUGUUGAGUUUUUAUAGUAUCUUAACGAUUAGUUCGCACGAAAGGCCAACUUGUAAUUAAGCUUCUUACUUGCUAGGCACCAAGGACUUUACCCACCGACUCUCGACUAGACAUGAAAUUGCUGUAGAAUCAUUUUUCGUGUCAUCUUAAAAGCCACAUCAUUUGGAAAGUUUCCAUUUGUAGCCGGGAGACUAUAUCAGACCGCCUCCCCUCAUUCGCUGUAAAGGGGGCGAGAGUAGGCUGCCAAAGCGGAAAGCUUAGUAAAUAACACCGCCCGACAGAGCCGGUGUUUACACGGAAUCCACGUCCCUCUAGGUAGCUAUAAGGUGGUAACUUAAGUUUACUUUUUGUGGGACUUUGACACGGACCUACUUUAUCAGGGUGGAGAUUGUAUGACUCGUGAUGAGUUCUGACCUACUUCCAAUGGCCAGCGAUGAUAGUAGGGUACAAUCGGGGGUUUGGUUUGAUAGCAAGACGUAAAUGAUAGUUUGCAUUAAAUUGGGGUAUGAUUUCUGAGCAGCGUGGGGAGUUUGACUCAGUGAACCUCUUUGCCGUUUAAAUAGCUGACUUUCCCUUUGGAAGAAAAAUAUGGACACAGGGGUAAGGUCACACCAGGGCGAGGUGUUCGUCCACCCGCUCUCCAACCCUGGGGCCGCAGGGAUAUUUCCCGAAAUGCUGGAGGUGGCAGAGGAGGCCAACCGGGCUGGGGACUUUAACCUGGCCGUUGAGAUAUACAGCUCCCAGCUCGCAGACCUCCAGCAGCCGGACAGGGGUUUGUGUCUGAGGAAGGCAGACUCUCUGGCCCGCGCCGGUCGGAUUUCCGAGGCGCUUGACUCGUACUGCACAGCGGCCAGCCUGGGCAAACUCCGCCCGGAGGAGCUUCCCCUCCUGGUGGAAACCAUCGCCCGGACUCUCCGAAAAGAGCUGGGCAUCACCCGGACUUUAAACGGACAGGGUAAAAGCAGCGGCGGGGAAGACGGGGUUGAAAGUGACAGAGAGUGUGGAGAGGAUGAAACCCUGGAGUUGUUUUCAUGUCGCCUCUGCAAGUGUCUGCUCCAUGAGCCCACUACAGUGGAGUGCGGACACACUUUCUGCAAACGCUGCUUAGAGGACGACUCUGUCAAAGACUGUAUACACUGCAAACUAAAGUUGAACAAAAAAGAUGGACUGCCAAACGGCCGGAGAUUAAACGUUGUUCUCAGCGGCCUGCUGGAUAAACUGUUUGCAACAGAGAGCAAAGCGAGGAAAUUCUGGAUUGAGGGGGAGGUUUUGUGGAAAAAACAGGACCUUUCAGAUGCCUUGGAGAAGUAUAAUGCAGCAGUGGAUCUAGUGCCCUCUUCAGGCAGACUGCUGUGUCAGCGUGCUGAGUUGCACAUGGAGAUGAGGAACUUCAGUCAGGCAGUGCAGGACACCAACAGCCUCUGUAGAUUAAAACCGCUCUGGACAAAGGCUCACUUUCUGAAGGCCACAGCGUUGAGUAAAGCAGGCCGGAACGAUGAGGCCUUGCAGGAAUACUUUGUGUGUGUGGCGCUGAAGCCUGACUGGACCAAAGUUAAACUGGAGGCUCAGAAGAUCCUUAGUGAGCUGUUUUCCUCUGUGUUUGAGAAUGAGGACCUACCAACGCCGCUGCACCCACUGCAGGGGGGGAUGGCCACCCGCCUCAUCAAACCACCGGCCUUGCUCAGGUCUCUGAGGCCGCUCACACAGAGACCUGGCUCCUCCUCACAGGACUCAGAGUUCAAUGUGACUAAAAGCGCUCCAGUAGACGACUCAUCGUCCAGACUGUCUGCUCCGUCUCCUGGACAAUCAGACUGCGCUGCAGGGGAGAGCAACACCAAGACCCUGGCCGGCGUUCUGGCUGCACUGCCAGCACCACCUAGUGGCCUCAAGAGGAAACACAGCGGAGAAGGACCCUCAGUGAUCUUCAACCCUCCCUCUAAACUGCUCAGACCUGACGAGGUGAACAGCUGUCAGACGGCCACGGUGUGUGGAGGGAGGACGGUUCCCGCUGAGCUGUUGGACAGUGGAGACUUGGAGUGUUCACUCUGCAUGAGAUUGUUCUAUGAGCCGGUAGCCACUCCCUGCGGACACACCUUCUGCCUCAGAUGUCUGGAGCGCUGCCUGGACCACAACCCCAACUGCCCUCUGUGCAAGGAGAAUCUGUCAGAGUAUCUGGCCACCAGGGGCUACAACAAGACCCUGCUGAUGGAGGAAGUGCUGCAGCGUUACCUUGGAGAUGAGCUGGCUGAGAGGAAGAAAAUCCAUGAAGAGGAGAUGAAGGAGCUGUCAAACUUAAACCAGGAAGUGCCCAUUUUUGUGUGCACCAUGGCCUUCCCCACCAUCCCCUGCCCGCUGCAUGUGUUUGAGCCACGCUACCGCCUCAUGAUCCGUCGCUCCAUGGAGACGGGCACAAAGCAGUUCGGCAUGUGCAUUGCUGACGAGCUCAAAGGCUUUGCCGACUACGGCUGCAUGCUGCAGGUGCGAGAUGUGAAGUUCUUUCCUGACGGUCGUUCAGUGGUCGACACCAUUGGUGUGUCACGGUUCAAGGUCCUCAGCCAUGGCCAAAGAGAUGGCUACCACACCGCCAAGAUAGAGUACCUGGAAGACAAGAAGGUGGAGGGGGAGGAGCUGGUGGAGCUUCUGAAGCUGCACGACUCUGUGUACGAGCAGGCAAACAGCUGGUUCACCUCCCUGAAAGACAACAUGAAGAGCCAGAUCCUGAGCCACUUCGGACACCUUCCCAGCAAAGAUCCCGACCCACAGGGCAGUCCCAGUGGUCCGGCCUGGUCCUGGUGGCUUCUCGCUGUCCUUCCAUUGGAGGGUCGAGCCCAGCUCACCAUCCUGGCCAUGACAUCCCUCAAGGACCGCCUCAUUGCCAUCCGCAGGGUCCUCAUCUUCGUCACGCGCAAAAGGCCGCGGUGAUUACCCAGCCGCUCGGGGAGACAGACCUGAACCGCUUGGAGUUCUAUGCAGUUCAGCAGUUCAUUCGCUCAUUUGUUCAGUCAUUCAUUUGUUAAUUUGAUCACUCAUCGAAUGAUCCAUUCACUCGUUUAUACGUGUGCAUUUUUCAUUUACUGGCCCAUACCUACAUCAGUUCGUUCUCUCAGAUGCUCAUGAAUUCCUUCCUGUGUAGCGCAGCAUUUCUGAGCACACGUGUCAGUUCUGUGGUGAGCGUCAGGUGGGUCGGGUUGCUGGCAUGAGGACAUUCCUGGUUUCACUUCUGUCUGUUUCUGUCUGUUCAUCCAGCCAACCCCCACCUGCGUUCUCUCACUGGACGAAUCAGGCUACAAUAUCUGAGCAAGUGACCUCUCACCUCUUGUUCUCUUUUGAGGCAGAGGUAAAAGCAGUAAGCUGUUUAGGUCACUUCUGGGUCAUUUCCCCGACUCUGUUAUGCAGGAAAGAAAAUUUAUCAGAAAAUCAGUGUGAGUGAAAAGGAUCAGGUUCAAGAGGAAAAACCUUUCCUACAUACACUAAGCAGUAUUUCACAUAAGCUGAAACAGAAGUCACCCACUCGAAAAUUCACCUAGUGCAACAUGAACACACCUGUGAUGACUGCAACACACAAAAGUGAAUGUACUGAUGAGGCUGUAGUAUCUGGAUGUUCAUCCCUUUUCUCCCUGCUACAUUUUUGGAAUCAGUUCGGCAAGUUGCACAUGAGGACAGAUUCCUGAGUGUGUGUGUGUGUGUGCCCUCGCAGCAGCUGCUUCACUCUAAAUCUUCCUGACUGAGCCAAAAUUAAUGUGCAGAAACCUGAAGCUUUCUGUCCGCUGCCUCACCCUGCGGUGGGCAUAUGUACCUCAGACUGUCUUGAUAGAAAGUUACAGGCACCAUGAGAGUCGUUGCACUGAGAUAGGACUGUGGUUUGCCCAUGUUAACACUAAAAACCACAGACUAUACAAUGUGUGAGAACAAGUCUACAACAACGUGCUCAACUUGUUUUGAAAGGAGGUUCAAGUAAGAAAGUCGGGCUGUUGCACAAGUUCUAGCUACAUUUAGGAGACAGAUACGAAUGCAUCCUCUCGGAUACAGUUGAAACUUUAAUGUCCUAUUGUAGCAUAUCUGUGGGACUUAGUUAUAGGGGUCAAUUGUGUACUUUUUAUGUUGUUGUUUUUUUGUCUCUCUCUCUGCUAUGCCCUUAAGUGUAUGUGUAUGGUGAAAUCUUAAGUUGAGUUAUUUAUAUGUAUAUCAAUGUAACUCUGAGGCCUUUGUAAUGUUUUAUUUAAGGAACGUUUCCCCUCUAUCGCUUUCUCUCUCAGUGCAUUUACAUGCACACUGCAAUGCAGCAAUUAUGGUGCUUAAAGUUGAGUUUUCUUGUAAACAGUUUGUUUAUAGUCAAUGUUUCUCAAUAAAACAUGUGUAUCCUUGAAGCCUCGAAACAGAUGAAUAGGUUUCCUUCCUCAUACAACAUUUUUUUAACGUGUUUUUGAAUGUGCGUCGUUUAUUCUAUCUUCCGUGCCUUUACUGGCGCAAUGCUGUGUCUCUUAGCACCCCCAACUCGUUAUCGGUUGAAAAGCUUGAAACUGUCUGCAGGAAUUUGUCUCAAUAGCGCAACUAGUGGUCAAAAAGUGGUUAACGUUGCACAAUAAAACCCCAAAUUUAUACAAUGAGUGAAUGAAAAGUACCAUGUGUUUUGUUUGUUUGUAAGAGCAAGCAGGUGACCAAUACGAUUUCCUGCUGAUGGUUUCAAGCUGGUCCACUGAUCAAAUGGUGGUUGCAGUAACAUGUAUAAGAACCCCCCCCACACACACACACACACACACAAAGUUUUAGAUUAAAAAAAAAACAAUGCAAAUGUUUUUUUGAAGAUUUGAUUUGUUUUGGUGAGAAACACUGACUGUUGACCUGACUGUGUUUGUUUACAAUCUGAUUCAAUGGUGUACCUUUUUAAAAGGAAGGAUGAAUGGUAAAGGAAGUGUUGAACGCUUAAAUUUAACUAUCUGCAAGUUAUCAAAUGAAAUCAAGUAUUUACAAGCCGCAGUGACUCAUUAUGCUUAACUUUAAGCCGGUCAAGAUGUUUUCAUAAGACAGCUGUGGUUGUGAUCUUGGUGUGCAUGUAAAUGCACUGUUUCUCUGUAUAAUUCUGACUUCCAAAUGUUUGUGACUACUGCAGUCACACUGCAUUUCCCUGGUAUAUUUGUAAAGGGAGAUCUUAAACCUAUUUUUUAUCGCAAAUAAAGAAAAACCCAUUCUGUC
Molecule: messenger RNA, 5600 nt
Organism: Micropterus salmoides (largemouth bass)
Lineage: Eukaryota; Metazoa; Chordata; Actinopteri; Centrarchiformes; Centrarchidae
Product: LON peptidase N-terminal domain and RING finger protein 2-like
Molecular function (GO): protein binding
Source: RefSeq, a predicted model, not a curated record